AUGAAGCUACUUCUUGGGCUUAUUUCGGUGAUUUCCGCGUCGCAGAUGAUGCUGGUUUGGAACUGCCCAAAUAGUGAUGGGCCUUCUGGCUCGUUUCUUGAAACGCUUCCGGACUGUCCCGGAGCAGUGCACGUGACCGUCCCUAUUACAAUGGGUGAGUUGAAUAAGCUCUCCGCUGCUCAACUCUCUGGCAAAACGCCUUCUCUCUACUUCUUGAAAUCGACGCCCGAAGAAACAACGGAGAUCGCCAAUAUCAAUGAGGCCGACUCUUUUAUCGUCGAUCGACUAUCAAGUGGUCAACCCAUCAUUCUUCUGGGCAAGGCUUUCAAGACGAACAAUAAAGCGGAACUUUCAUCUUCUGAUGAUUCGUCCGUCGCCGCUGAUCGAAAAAUUCUUCAGGCCUCUACCACUAACUCUGGUUGGAUCAAUUAUCCCGAGAAAGCGUUUGACGAUGACUGUGGCGCCAUCAAAAUUGGCCCUACUGUUCAAGUUUACACCGGCGAGGAGUUCAACAACAACGAUAUCAAGACCUACACUGUGGAAAGUGACACAAGCAAGUGGUCUUGCGACAAGACGUCCAUGACUAGGGAAACUCGAUGA
Molecule: messenger RNA, 600 nt
Organism: Oikopleura dioica
Lineage: Eukaryota; Metazoa; Chordata; Appendicularia; Copelata; Oikopleuridae
Source: the annotation of a GenBank genome assembly